Messenger RNA from Opisthocomus hoazin, 2280 nucleotides. The record is from RefSeq and is a predicted model, not a curated record. Lineage: Eukaryota; Metazoa; Chordata; Aves; Opisthocomiformes; Opisthocomidae.
AUGAGGCGGGCGGCCUGGCAACAUCCCACCUACUUCACCAGGCUGAAGGCGAACCCCCACCGGGGAGUAUUUCCCUGUCCACGAGGUCACGCCAGCCACAGAGACGCAGCGCGCCAGCAGAAAUGGUGCUGCGCUGAGGGCGCCUGGAAAGGGCUGAGCUCAAUCCCAAGAGGAGAAGGAUUUCCACGCCUUCCACAGAGCCCACAGCCAAACCACGGCAGGGAGCAAGACCUCGAUACCAGCAUGAAGGAAGCCACUGAGAUAUUCUCUCUGGACAGUGCUGGCUGGAGGCAGACCAAGGCCCAGGACACUAUUUUUUGCUCUGAAGAAGAUAACAGUCUGUAUUUCACAUACAGCGGAAAAUCAAACAUUCUCGAGGUCAAAGAACUCAACUACCAGGUUAACAUGGCAUCCCAGAUUCCCUGGUAUGAAAAGCUCGCACAGAUGCAGAUGCCAUGGACCUGGAAAUCAGAUCCCCGUUCUUGUGUGCCAAUAAUCCAGAAUCUGAAUUUAAAAGUUCAGAGUGGUCAGAUGCUAGCUAUUAUAGGAAGCACUGAUGGUGGAAAGACAUCUUUGCUUGAUGUGAUAACAUGUCGGGAUCAUGGAGGCAAAAUCAAGUCUGGUCAAAUCAUGAUCAAUAACAAACCCAGCACUCCCCAGCUUGUUAAGAAAUGCAUCGCACACGUGCGGCAGGAUGACCGACUGCUCCCCCACCUGACUGUCAGAGAAACGCUAUUGUUCGUUGCCAAACUGCGCCUUCCAAAGUUUUUUUCAGACUCACAAAGGAAAAAAAGGGUAGAAGACGUGAUAGCAGAGCUACGCUUGCGUCAGUGUGCAAACACCAGGGUAGGGAACGAGUACCUCCGCGGCGUUUCGGGAGGCGAGAGGCGGAGAGUGAGCAUCGGUGUGCAGCUGCUCUGGAACCCGGGAAUACUCAUCCUUGAUGAACCCACAUCUGGACUGGACAGUUUUACGGCACACAACCUCGUGAUAACGUUAUCCAGACUGGCCAGAGGAAACAGACUAGUUCUCCUUUCACUUCAUCAGCCCCGGUCAGAUAUCUUCCAACUGUUUGAUUUAGUUCUUCUGAUGACGUCUGGACUCACUGUCUAUUCUGGAACAGCUAGAGACAUGGUCCAGUAUUUCACUGAACUAGGCUAUCCCUGCCCAAGGUACAGCAAUCCCGCAGACUUCUAUGUUGAUUUGACCAGUAUCGACAAACAGACCGCAGAAAAGGAGAUGGAGAGCCGAAAAAGAGCAAAUACUCUUGCCAACUUGUUCCUAGAAAAAGUCAAAGAUUUCGAUGAUUUCUUAUGGAAAGUUACUGAAAGAGACAACGUUGCAACCACAUCCAGCAAGCAAAGGUCCCAUUUAAGUUCAGAAGAGGCUAUCAACAUGCCUCACCAUUCAAGUCAUCAGUUACCAGGAGUCUUAAAGCAGUUCACUGUAUUAUUAAGUCGUCAAGUCUCCAACGACUUCAGAGAUCUGUCAACGUUAUUAAUCCAUGGAUCCGAGGCCCUUCUCAUGUCAUUAUUAAUUGGAUUUUUGUACUACGGCCAUGAGAAAACGAGGCUCUCUAUUCGUGACACAACAGCACUGUUGUACAUGAUAGGUGCACUGAUCCCAUUCACAGUGAUUUUGGAUGUUGUUGCCAAAUGUCAUUCAGAAAGAGCUAUGCUUUAUCACGAUUUGGAAGAUGGAAUGUACUCUGUUACUCCGUACUUCUUUGCUAAGGUAACUGCUGAGAUCCCACCCCACUGUGCUUUUUUUUUUGUUGGUUUUUUUUUUUGUUUUUUUUCCCCUCUUCCUGAACAGCGGAACGUCCUGGUGUGUGGGCUGGCUGUGUACAGCGCCCGCGCGAUGGCACUCUGGAUGGCAGCGCUGCUGCCGACGUUACAGCUCUCAGCCUUCGUGGGCAACGUCCUCUUCACAUCGUUCUACCUGAGCGGUGGUUUUGUGAUAAGCCUGGAAAACCUCUGGACAGUUCCAUUUUGGAUUUCUAAAAUCUCCUUUCCCAGAUGGAGUUUUCAAGGCAUGAUGCAGAUUCAGUUCACUGACAUCACAUACGAAAUGGCUGUUGGAAACACCACCGUCCAAAUACCAGGGAAACUUGUGACGCAGGCCCUGGGCCUGGCCACCCAGCCGCUCUUCGUCACGGCGCGGGCGAUGGCGCGGGUGCCUCGGGAGGACGCGCAGGGGUGGAAAACGCAACUGUUCGCCAUCCGGCGUUGUUUGCCAGCGCUCAUCCGCUUUGAGGCUGGGCCUUCGUGUUCCAGUUAG